AUGCAAGAAAUUUGUGCAAGGGACUCGGCCCUUGCAGCCACGGUGGCUUGCCUCGGUCCUCGCAGCCCCUGCUUUAUCUGGAAGAUCAACCCCCGGACCAAGCAAGGUCCGCGCGCUGCUGCAUCCCCGUGUCCCGCCACCAUCGCCAUCAUACCCAAGAGAAAGGCUGAAGGGGAUGCUAAAGGAGACAAAGCCAAGGUGAAGGGCGAACCACAGAGAAGAUCCGCCAGGUUAUCAGCUAAACCUGCUCCUCCAAAGCCAGAGCCCAAGACUAAAAAGGCCCCUGCAAAGAAGGGAGAGAAGAUACUAAAAGGGAAAAAGGGGAAAGCUGAUACUGGCAAAGAUGGGAAUAAUCCUGCAGAAAAUGGAGAUGCCAAAACAGACCAGGCACAGAAAGCUGAAGGUGCUGGAGAUGCCAAGUGAAGUGUGUGCAUUUUUUAUAACUGUGUAUUUCUAGUGACUGUACAGUUUGAAAUACUAUUUUUUAUCAAGUUUGAUAAAAAUGCAGAAU
Messenger RNA from Myotis myotis, 511 nucleotides. Its product is annotated as non-histone chromosomal protein HMG-17-like. NCBI's taxonomy places the organism in Eukaryota, Metazoa, Chordata, Mammalia, Chiroptera, Vespertilionidae. Gene Ontology annotation, molecular function: nucleosomal DNA binding. Gene Ontology annotation, cellular component: nucleus; chromatin. Gene Ontology annotation, biological process: chromatin organization. The record is from RefSeq and is a predicted model, not a curated record. The coding region runs from base 1 to 423 and encodes 140 amino acids. The transcript is spliced from 2 exons.